GAUUUCUGUCAUUCGAGUGCCAGUGUGUCGAACAUUUUUUCUUAAAGGUAAAACGAUUCAUUUUCUAUUCUAUUGUUGUUUGGAAAUUACGUAAUGAAUAUUAUUUUCAUAUAAAAACAUGUGAAAGAACACCAUCGAUGUGAAAAGAGUGCUUGAAUCAUUAAAAUAAUAAUGCAUUUCAAUCUUUUGUGCAGAGAGUUUGUGAGUUUUUUCCAGUAACAAACGUGAUUUAAAAAAAAGAAUACAAAAAACAAAAAUAUGGUUUUGGAUAGUGACGAUAAAUGUGCCGAGGCAUCAAGAAAUAAUUCGGCCAGUCCGACAACCAAUCCUUCUGGUACAGUAUCACUGCAUCCGCCUUUCAUUAUGAAUAUAUUCGAACACUGGACACGUAUUGCUACUCAAAAUGGUAGCCCACAACAUGUGAUUGGUGGAUUAAUCGGUAAUCGAAGCGGUCCUAAUGUUGAGGUUAUGAACUCAUUUGAACUUGAAUUCAAUUUUUCCGAUCAUGACAUCAUCAUCGAUAAGGAAAAAUGUCGCAACAAACAACAAGAAUAUAUAGACAAACAGCCGUCCACAGAUUCGGAGUUUCUCGGCUGGUACAGCAUCGGCAAUCAUCCAACUGAAGAAAAUAUCAAAGUGCAUAAGCAAAUAUGCGAAAUAAACAAAAGUUCAAUCAUGUUACAACUUAGCCCACAAUCAUGGAAAAUUGACCUCCCCGUGAAAUCGGAAAAUGAAAUUUCCCAUGUCAAUUUACCAUACAAAUCAUUUUUUGUUUAUGCAAUUAAUGAAAAGCUAAAUAAGUUAAACCAGUUGGAUCUACUCAUUAAGCAAAACAAAGAUUAUCACGAGGCGCUAGUAGAUAAACUCAACGAAAUGAUCCAAAAACAGAGCACUAACCAUGAAGCCUUGAUGGACAAACUCGAUGGAAUGA
Molecule: messenger RNA, 931 nt
Organism: Sitodiplosis mosellana (orange wheat blossom midge)
Lineage: Eukaryota; Metazoa; Arthropoda; Insecta; Diptera; Cecidomyiidae
Product: COP9 signalosome complex subunit 6-like
Cellular component (GO): COP9 signalosome
Molecular function (GO): metallopeptidase activity; protein binding
Source: RefSeq, a predicted model, not a curated record